CGGAGAUUUUGAGAACAAGGGAGAAUUGGAAAAAAUUCUAAAAUCGAACAUUUUUUGCAAGUUUAUUAAUUUCCACGAAAAAUUGUACAUAAAAAUUCUAAUCACACGUAAAACAUUAUAGAAAUGUCGCAAGUUGAUGUGAAGCGAGCAUUUAACAAAAUGAAACACGAUUUGGAGCCAUGGCGUAACCUGAUUGUACUGGUUGACAGUGUAUUAAACUGGGAAAGGAAUUAUUAUCCAGCUGCUCUAUUUGGCGGCAUCACAUCAUUCUAUUUGCUGUUAUGGGUUCUGCAAUUAUCUGUGGUUACCAUGUUAGCAAUAACGGGCUUAUUUGGUGUACUAUUCGAUUAUCUAUAUCCCUCCGUAAAGCGUAUGUUUUUUAAUAUCGAUAAUUGGAGUGGCGACCAAGAGGCUCAAUUUGAACGUAUUGUAAAUGAAUUAACGAAUAUCAAUUUACAAAUAAUGGCCUGGUAUGAUUAUUUGUUUAUUAAUAAGGAACGUAAAUCGUGUAUGUUUGUUAUUGCCAUGAGUGGUAUGUUGUUGACGUUGGCUUGGAUUGGCGCCAUAUUUAACAACAUGCUACUAAUGUACUUGGUGACAAUAAGUGUGGUCAUGUACCCGGGCGUACAAAAUAGAGGUCUUUUAACACAUUUUAAAGAUAAAUUCGGUUCUAGCUUAACCAACAAAAUGGAAAAGUUACGUGAAUUGGCAAAAAAACAAGAAUAAGUGAAUGAAUGUUUCAAAGCUGCUUAUUAAGAAGUAAGAGAAGAUUUAAUUGAUACUCAUAGAAUCUCUUUCUAUGUCUGUGACGUUUUGUCUUUUUUUCAUUUAAUAAUAAAUUUAAUGCCAUCUUAAAGAGUUUUCUGUGCACAUAUUUAAACAACACAAAAUGCGACCAAAGCAUAUUCAUUUACUUUUAAAUCUUAGAUAAAAAUAAGGAAUUUACCCUCUAGAUUUAUUUAAAAAGGAAUGAAUUUUAACUAUAUUAUUUUGUGAGUUACAAAAAAUUGUGCAGUUAUUAGUUUUAGAAGUUAAAUUUUUUGUAGAUUUUUAGAUUUUUAAGUUUUAUUAUAUGGAUUUUUUAUACAA
Molecule: messenger RNA, 1089 nt
Organism: Glossina fuscipes
Lineage: Eukaryota; Metazoa; Arthropoda; Insecta; Diptera; Glossinidae
Gene: Arl6IP1
Product: ADP-ribosylation factor-like protein 6-interacting protein 1
Exons: 3
Coding region: 124-726 (200 amino acids)
Source: RefSeq, a predicted model, not a curated record